UUUAAAACAUCGUAAAAAAAUCUCAAAGCCUGUUAAUCAUGUUGCAUCAAGUAAAGUGGUUUCACCUACUAGCAAUCGGGGUGUCAUUUUGAUGGAACCAUAUAGUUAUUUAUUGUCCAACCCUGGUAAAGACAUCCGAACGAAAUUAAUUGAAGCUUUUGAUUUUUGGUUGAAAGUACCAAAAGAUCAAUUGACGAUCAUCAAAAAGGUUAUCGAAAUGUUACAUAAUGCUAGUCUAUUAAUUGACGAUGUACAGGAUAAUUCUACAUUAAGAAGAGGUGUUCCAGUUGCACAUCAAAUUUUCGGCAUACCAACUACAAUAAAUUGUGCAAAUUAUGUCUAUUUUUUGGCACUCGACGAAUUAUCUGGAUUAAAUAACCCAAAAAUGUGUAGCAUUUUUACCGAGGAAUUAUUAAAUUUACAUAGAGGUCAAGGCAUGGAAUUGUACUGGAGGGAUAAUUUUAUUUGUCCAAGCGAGGAAGAAUUCAUCGAAAUGGUAUCAAAUAAGACUGGUGGAUUAUUACGUUUAGCGGUGAAACUUAUGCAAGAAGCAAUCAAUAUAAUUGGCAUACAUUUUCAAAUACGGGACGAUUAUAUGAACAUGCAAUCUGAAAAAUAUUCUGAAAAUAAAGGUUUUUGCGAGGAUUUAACGGAAGGGAAAUUUUCUUUUCCGAUUAUUCAUUCAAUUCAAACAGAUAAUUCAAAUUGUCGAUUAAUUAAUAUAUUAAAACAACGUACGAAUUCACUGGAUUUAAAAAUGUUUGCGAUGAAAAUAAUCGAUGAAACUGGUUCGUUCGCUUAUACAAGACGUUACCUUACCAAAACUGAACAAACUGCUCGUGAUGAAAUAAAAAAAUUGGAUGGAAAUCCUUAUUUAGAAAAAAUUAUAGAGAUGUUACAUGUCGACGAUAAUUCUCAAUAA
Molecule: messenger RNA, 922 nt
Organism: Entrophospora candida
Lineage: Eukaryota; Fungi; Glomeromycota; Glomeromycetes; Entrophosporales; Entrophosporaceae
Source: the annotation of a GenBank genome assembly